This is a messenger RNA of Dromaius novaehollandiae (emu), 6159 nucleotides long. It is a transcript of the gene TACC1, whose product is annotated as transforming acidic coiled-coil containing protein 1. The transcript has 14 exons. The record is from RefSeq and is a predicted model, not a curated record. Gene Ontology annotation, cellular component: cytoplasm. Gene Ontology annotation, biological process: cell population proliferation; mitotic spindle organization; cerebral cortex development. Bases 503 to 2725 code for a protein of 740 amino acids. NCBI's taxonomy places the organism in Eukaryota, Metazoa, Chordata, Aves, Casuariiformes, Dromaiidae.
UGAUUAUCCCCUCCCAGCCCUAUCCCGGCGCUGCGGCGCGGGUGGGAGGGGAGGCGGCCGCCGCUGCGGGCGUCCCUCUGCGCUCCUCCCCGCUCGCAGCUCGGCGAACCCGGCGCCGCCGGCGAGGUCCCACCGAGGCGGGGGGAGCGCGCUGCGGCCGGGCGGCCCCGGGGCGCGACAUGCCGGCGGCGGCGGCGGUGCGGGGCGGGCGGGCGGGCGGCGGGGACGCGGCGGGUCCCCGCUGAGCGCCGGGCGCGGCCGGAGCAGCCGGAGCGGAGCGGAGCGGAGCGGUGCAGAGCGGCUCUGCGGAGCGGAGCGGGGCGGCUGCAGCGGCUCUGCGGAGCGGAGCGGAGCGGAGCGGGGCGGCUGCAGCGGCUCUGCGGAUCGGCGCCGCCGCCGCCCGCCCCCGCGGCAGGAAGCGGCCGCGCUGCGCAGCCGAUGCUCCGCGCUUAGCCGCCUCCGCCCGCCGCCUCGGGCCCCCCCGCCGCCCGGCGCCGGCCCCAUGGCGUUCAGCGCCUGGCAGAUCCUCUCGCCGGUGCAGUGGGCCAAGUGGACGUGGUCCGCGGUGCGCGGCGGGGCCGCUGCUGGCGGUGAGGAUGGUGGGGGAGAGCGCGAAGGAGAGGACGACUUGCAGGCAGAGACCAAAUCCCUGGGCUUCAGCUCGGACUCCGAAGGUAAUUUUGAGACCCCCGAAGCAGAAACACCGAUCCGCUCGCCGCUAAAGGAGCCCUCCGAGCCGUCGCCGGGGCCGCGAGAGCCGGAGGCCGGGACCCAAGAGCCGAGCGGCCACGACGACCCGCGGGUAGAGGCCGGCUGCCGGGAGCCCUCGCGCAAGCAGCGCUCCGAAGAUGAGGCUCGGCUGCUGCGCGGAGCCCCCGGAGGCAGCGCGGAUGCCGCGGCGGAGAGAGGCCCUGAGGGCGGCGAGGAGCCGGCCCUGACGCGGCCCCCGGCCGGGUCCGCGGCUCCCGAGGGUGCCGGCGGGGCGGCCAAUGUGCCUGGAGCCGCCCGGGAGUGGGUCAUGUCGGCGGAGGGCCCCGCGGAUGCCUUCGGCCGGAGCAAGCCCGGGAGAGGGGAGCCGCCGGCCCUCGGGAUGGGGACGGAUGGGAGCCCCGCGCCGGGCGCGGAGAGCCCGCUCCCCGGGGCCGCCCCCGGCUUCGCCGCCGAGACGCGCGACGACGGCACCAGCCCCUCUGCUCCGGGCGGUCCCGGCGGGCAGCUGGAGCCCGGUUCCCCGGAGGGGGCCGGGAGCGCUGAGGCCAGGAGGGCCGCGCCGAGGAGGGGCAGCCGGAUCCCGGCCAGCAAGCUGACGCCCAAAAGGCAGAGAGAGCCGGCGAAGAAACCCGCCGAGGAGGCGGAGAGGGGCUCCGCCGGGAUGGAUCCCAGCCGGUGGGACGACCCGGAUUUCGACCCCUUCGGCGGCGGCUCCGCGCUGCAGAACUCGCCGACGCUCCCCAAGGCUUCCUACCGCUUCGACCCCGACCGCCUGGAGCCCGGGGACCCCUUCCAGCCCACCAAGACCCUCGCCGGCACCGCCACCGACUGCUGCCCCUCCGCCGAGAACAGCCUCAACGAGAUCCUGGAGUCCCGGACGCUGGAGGCGCAGGACGAGCUGGGGAAGGGCCAAGGCUCCCCGAGGAAGCCCAGGUCGCGGCUGAUAACGACCACUGAACAAGUGAAAUUUCUCUGUUUUCUGUUGAGCGGCUGCAAGGCGAAGCGGUACGAGGCGCAGGCCCUGGUCCUGGACGUCGGCGCCCAGGAUGGAGGAGCGCUGAUCCCGGAGACCCCCGACAUCGCCAAGCGGGACGGACACGCCACCGACGAGGAGAAGCUGGCCUCCACCACCUCGGCGCAGAAAGCGGCCGGGCCGGAGAGGAAGGGGGAGCCGGAGGACGACCUGGAGUACUUCGAGUGCUCCAACGUGCCCGUGCCCGCGGCGCGGCCCGGCGCCGAGGCAGGCUUUGAGAAGGAGAGCUCCAAGCAGCAGGAGAAGGACGGCCCUGGCCUCUGCCCCAGCAACCCUGCGCUGUGCUCCGUGGAGAAAGCCCCCGUGCCCGGCGCCAGCGUGGGCGGGAGCGAAAGUCCCCUGGACGGCAUUUGCCUGAGUGAAUCGGAGAAGGCGGCGGUGCUCACGCUCAUCAGGGAGGAGAUCAUCACCAAGGAGAUAGAAGCAAACGAGUGGAAGAAGAAAUACGAGGAGAGCCGGCAGGAGGUCCUGGAGAUGAGGAAGAUCGUGGCCGAGUACGAGAAGACUAUUGCCCAGAUGAUAGAGGACGAGCAGAGGACGAACAUGACGUCUCAGAAGAACCUCCAGCAGCUCACGAUGGAGAAGGACCAGGCCCUGGCAGACCUAAACUCUGUGGAGAGGUCCCUGUCGGACCUCUUUAGGAGAUACGAAAACCUGAAGGGCGUCCUGGAAGGCUUUAAGAAGAAUGAAGAAGCUUUGAAAAAGUGUGCUCAAGAUUACUUAGCCCGGGUCAAGCAAGAAGAGCAGCGGUAUCAGGCCCUGAAAGUCCAUGCAGAAGAAAAGUUAGACAAAGCCAACGAGGAGAUCGCCCAGGUGCGCACAAAGGCGAAAGCCGAGAGCGCGGCGCUGCACGCCGGCCUCCGCAAAGAGCAGAUGAAGGUGGAGUCCCUGGAAAGAGCCCUCCAGCAGAAGAACCAGGAGAUUGAGGAGCUGACCAAGAUCUGCGAUGAGCUGAUAGCGAAGCUGGGAAGGACAGACUGAGCGUCACCACCCUCGUCCAGCACUGUGCACUUGGCCGCUUUUCUCGUACCUUCCAGCACCUUGCCUUAUUACCCCGGAUACCCCCAGCAGAGAAGCACACGCGUGCGGCUGCCUCCCGCUUGGCUGCCAGACUCGCAGCCUCACCUGCAGCACCGGUCCCCGCAAUGUCCCAGUCGCCGGUUCCUUCCCAGGCUUGAGGGCCCUGACGGGCGCCAGGGCUUGGCUCGGUUCUCCGCGGCCGGGCUGGACGGGUGCACUGCCCUCGGGGCCGGCCGGCCGCGCGGUCCCUCUGCGCCCUUCCCAGCAGCGCGGCGGCUUCCAGGGCUCCGGCACCCGGGCGCGGGCUCUAGCUGGGCUCGCAUGAGGUCUGCCACUGAUUUCUCGCUAGAUGGAUUUGACGUGCGGUAGGUCCUGCCCCGCGAUGCCGGGUCUGGCACAGGCCGGGCGGUGCACGGGUGAAGUGGCCUGGCGGUAGACGGGUUUUGGGGAGGGGGUGGUUUUCACGGGGAUGACCCACGCCUCCCGCACACCGGUGAAACACGGCACAGCACAUCCUGGUCCCUGGCCUCUGGGGAGGGAAGCUCACGUCUCUCUGCGUUCGUGCACUUUAUUAGCAUUGCACUCGGGCUCUCCGCUUUCCAGUCCGGCACGGUCCUCCUGCACCUCCCAUUGCCACGGGAGCACAGAGACGGCCGCUCGGCCCUGGUCACUUCAAGCCUUCUCAAAGAGAGCGCGGCCGAGUGCUGGAGCUGUCUGCAGACGGGGGUGGUUUGCUCAGAGAAAUGGGGAAGAUCUUGGUUCUGGCGAGCUGGGACCCAUCCUCCCUCCCUGCAGCAGUUCUGCUGCUCACCCCGGCACUUCCUGGUGGUUAUUCGUGUGGGUUUCUAGUCUGCUUCAAAACAUGCAGAGCCAAGGCCCUGCUCUUGGGCGCACGAGCUGCAGGGAGGUGAGUCCCCCCCCCCCGUAGCUGCUGCAGAAGGAAGGAAGUGAACCCUAAACUUCUUCAUGAUUCUGCUGACCUAAAGAUCUUUCCUCCUAACCAGUGCGGAAAGGCAAUGAAGCGCAGUAAUGCUCUGGGUCUUGCGCUGCUGUCAGAAGUGCCCAUGCAGCACUGAAUACUAAGAGAAACAAACAAAAACCAGCUUUAACAAGCAAGGGCAGAUCCAGGCAGCCAUAAAAUAAACCUUGAAAUCUGGAUGCAAAACAAAAUCCGAAUUUCCAUGCAGGCUGCAUUUCAGAGGCGUUCGCCUCUGGCCGCGCCAGGCUCGAGCAGAAUUGCUGCGGUUGCCCUCGUGCUGCCGUGGGGCCGGCGGGGCUCUGCGGGGGGACGUGUGUUGAAGGCACGCGUGGAGCCGGCGCCUGCCCGCCUGGCGAUGCCCUUGCGUGAGCCCUGGCUGCCCCGGGGCUCGGCCGCUCGCGCCCCUCGCCCGGCUGGAACGGUGCUCUGCAAGGCUUCCCCUCGGGGUCGGCGCAAAGCAGGCGUGUCCUCCAGAAAGCGGGUAGAUUGGGCGAGGCAGUAGCUGCAGUGGCAGAGGAUUCUCUGUUCCCACCUUGAAUGGAUAGUGACAAAGUGUCCAAUAAGGGAAAUAUUUGCUGUUUUGACUGUUUCCUACCCAGCCUAGCUACAACUUUAGCAAACCUUUUUGCUGCUGUCUUUUUGUAACAGAAUCAAGUUGUUUUCCCUCUAUUUUCUAGUUCCCUGUGUUGAGCAUGCAGUGCAAACAUCUGUUUAAAUCAGAGCCAUAUACCAGAUAGAUAUUUUAUUAGUUAUAUUAUGUAUAGAGAGACUUUAUUAUACACCUAGGCAGCAAAGAUAGAUGAUGGCAGCCUGCCCUGGCACGCGACAGGCCGGGGGUGCGUGGUCCCGCUCCCCGUCAGCGCGGCGGAGGGGCUGUUAGCGGUGCAGAGGCCGUUCGGAGGGGUGGACCUGCUGCUUUCUGCUGAGCAGUCAGCUCCUUGCACAGCUGACAGACAAGAAAAACCUCUUUUCUCUUCUUCCUCCCUGCACAUCCCUAUAAUACACUGGUAGAAAAACCUCUAUGAGAUGAUCUGCGAAGGCAGUUUCUGUCCGGGGAGUCAGUGUGCCAACCACAGCCCGCUGGAGCGUGACUCCUCCACUCCAUUUCACCAGCAUUUGGGACUUCUCGGCUAGCAUCAUUUUCUUCUUUUCUUAUUCUCACGUGUGUCCUUGGGGAUUUGGGUUCGUCCAUUUGCAUCUUGUUCAGAGAUUGGAAGGAGAGCAGAAUUGCACAAUUUUGGGGGUUUGUAAAAAGUUAACUUGGGGUGGUUUCCAGUUUGGGAAGUUUUGAUUUCACCACUCAGCAGCUACCCAGAACCGUAGCUUGCCUGCUAUGAAGUAGAUCCUGCAGUCUUGCCUCUGCUGCAAGAGGAGCGGCGCGAGAGGCAAGGCUGGCUGUGGAGAGCUGCUCCCACGGCAGUCAUCUGCGCUGGCAGCAUCUUCCCCCUUCCCCUGCUCCCCGGUGUCUUGCGGUUGCACUUUCACUGCCUCUGUCGUCCCCGCGCUGCGCCGUUCCCGGGCCUGUCAGCAUGCACUUACGAUCUGGGCAAAGAAGAUUCCUAAGGAAUGAUUUAUUAACUAUACUAUGGUUAUAGUUACAUAUCUAUAAAUAGAUAUAUAAUGGUUCCAGUUACACAAAAUAGGAGGCGUGUGUGUAACUGUAAGUGGGCAGGACUGCUGCCGCUCGCGUGCGGAGCCGGGCGCCGAGCUGCGGCGAGGCCGGCUCGGGUCCUGCAGCUCCUUCGCUGCGAGGCUGCAAGGGCACGGUGCCGUCCUUCGCUAAUCAACAGCGUUUGCAGCAGAGUGUGAGCGUCCCUGCUGCUCCCAGGUCGAGGAGCCGAUCGCGGUCGUGCUGCAGAGUGAUUUCCUCGAGCGUCUGGGGAGCACGAUGGUGUUCACGUGCUGCCCGUGUUCAAGCCAAGAAGCGUCACCGGUGCAGGGCAGCUUUGCGGAUACCCACACGCUGAGGGCCGAGCGUGGCUGUGUUCGUCUCCUCUGUCUUUCUCUUGCAGUAGAAUUUCAGUAGCCGUUUCUGACAGUCGAGGGUGCCUGCCUGUAAAACCGUUAAUGUUGCCGUUUGCAAGUGUGCAUUUGCCCGCAGAGCUCUUGUCCCCAAUGAAGUGCCAAUGAGUGACCGUCCUCACUGCAAAUCCGCUCCCACCCCGUCCUCCGGAGCACCCGCCCGCGUCGAGGCAGGAGGACCUCGUCUUUGCAUUGACUACUACCAGGAUUGCUUUGUACAAUGUAUGUAACUGCCAUCGACAUAAAUUUUAUAUGUACAAUAAUUUCCCUUUUAUAUGUCAGGUAAAUAUUUGUAAGAGUUAUACUCACACAAAUGAGAUUAUUAUAAUGAUUACUAAUAUAUUUUUUCCAUGUUUCAUUGCCUGAAUAAAAACUGUGUUUACCACUCUCGAAA